Messenger RNA from Carassius auratus (goldfish), 1355 nucleotides. Its product is annotated as polymeric immunoglobulin receptor-like. The transcript is spliced from 9 exons. Gene Ontology annotation, cellular component: plasma membrane. NCBI's taxonomy places the organism in Eukaryota, Metazoa, Chordata, Actinopteri, Cypriniformes, Cyprinidae. Gene Ontology annotation, molecular function: transmembrane signaling receptor activity. Bases 143 to 1231 code for a protein of 362 amino acids. The record is from RefSeq and is a predicted model, not a curated record.
AUGCAAUUGUAAUUUGUGUUUUUUGCAACAUUUGCCAUCAAACAUUGACAUUUUAUUGUAAAUUAAGUUUUUGUGACAUAAGCAACUGAAGACCGCGGAAGCAGGAAGUGAGACUGAGACCGUGAGAACUUCUCCUCGAGUGAUGAGCUGUAUCACAAAGAAAAUGUACAUGAUGAAGAUGCAGGGAGAAGAAACAUUGCAAUGUUUUAACAGAAGGACUGACAGUUUGAAGUUCAUUGUGUUUUUCCUUUGGCUCAUAACAGGUCCUGAAUGUACAACAGGUUCAGCAAGCAGACGGUUAACAGUUCAGACUGGAGGAGCGCUCAUUAUUCCAUGUUAUUAUGACCUGAAAUACAUUAAUCACAAAAAAUACUGGUGCUUUCAUGCCAAGUCAUAUUACAAUUACUGCAGUAUUCUGGCAUAUGCUAAUGAAACCAAAGGAAGAGUGUCAGUAAUUGAUCAUCCAGAUCAGAGUUUCUUUACUGUGACUAUGAGAAACCUGCAGCAUGAAGACACUGGAGCUUAUUGGUGUGUUGUGGAGAUUGAAGGAAUAUUUGACCCAGAUGAGAGUGAGCAGCUCUAUCUGACAGUUCAAUCAGCUCCUGAUGUGUCUGUGGUGAGCAGCAGUGUAUCUGGACAUGAAGGUGGUGAUAUCAGUGUUCAGUGUUUCUACAGUUCUGAAUAUCAGGAUAAACUCAAACAGUGGUGCAGAUAUAAAGAUCAGAGAUGUUACACAGUGGGGAGGACUAACACAUCCCAGAAUUCAUCAGUCCAGAUCAGUGAUGAUGGGAGAAGAUCCUUCACUGUGCUGAUGACUGGACUGAGACUCACUGAUUCUGGCUGGUACUACUGUUCUGCUGGAGAUCUGCAGGCUCCUGUUCAACUUAAUGUCUCUGAAUCUGUGACCACAGAAGGAUCUAAGAGAAACAGGCAUUAUUUGUAUCUGGAGCUGUUGAUUCCAGCGGUUGUGCUGCUGAUGGUGAUUGUGAUUGUUGAGUCAGCUGUAAAACUGAGAAAGAAGCACAACAGAAAUGAAUACAUCACAGAGGUGAACAGAGUUAGAGCCAGUGACACAGGAAACGGUGCCAGUUCAUCUUCAGUGCUUGCAGAGAAUGAUGUGACUUACACCUCUGUGAUAGUACAACCUAAAACUGAAGCAAGCAGUCCAGUAUCUGUGGAGGACGAGGUGACCUACAGCUCUGUGCACAAGUGGAAACCACUAAAUACCUGAACAAAAUAUGAAGAAGUGAAGUUGAAACAAGCCAAUAUAUAGUACAUUUCUCCAGGAAUACUAAUUCUGUUAAAAUUAUAUAUUUUAUCUCUCUGUCAAUAUAUUAGUGGCAUUGUGUAAGUAC